Messenger RNA from Bactrocera dorsalis (oriental fruit fly), 5783 nucleotides. It is a transcript of the gene Klp10A, whose product is annotated as kinesin-like protein Klp10A. The transcript is spliced from 5 exons. NCBI's taxonomy places the organism in Eukaryota, Metazoa, Arthropoda, Insecta, Diptera, Tephritidae. Gene Ontology annotation, molecular function: microtubule motor activity; microtubule binding; ATP binding. Gene Ontology annotation, biological process: microtubule-based movement. Bases 1172 to 3424 code for a protein of 750 amino acids. The record is from RefSeq and is a predicted model, not a curated record.
AUUAACAUAAUAUUCACACGUAAAUGUAUAUAUUUAAAUGCAUUACGUGUAGUUGACUUAAUAAAAGUGUAUCUAAUUUCAGAAAAUAUAUUUCGUAAGUCCAUCUGGCAUUACGUUAUUUGGUCCAUAUCUUUUUCUCCAUUUUCCGCUAAUAAAAGAUAUCAGCUGCUACAAUGCGUUCAUCCGCACCACUAUAUCUGCCUACUCUUUCUCACACAUUUGACUAUUUGGCUUUGCAAUGAUUUCGAUUUUCGCUCAAAUCGCUCCAUCUGUCACUUCGCACACAUAUGCAGUUUUGUUGCUAUUGCUUUUGAAGUUGUUCGUGCACUUAAUUUUUUGUCAGCCAUAACCGUCGCAACAUUUACAGUGACAUCUGGUCAUAAUAAAGUUAAAAAUCAUUUCAUAAUUGUGACGAAUACGGAGAGGAAUACAAAAAUAAAAUAACAGCUAUUAUUUAAAGAAAUUGCUGAAAAAGAGACUGGAUAACGAAUGCCAAUUUGUCGCUUCGAGUCUCGAAUGACAGUUGAAUUUCGAAUCAGCAGCGAAUUAGCGCGACACCAACAACAAUAGACUGUGCACUAACAAAAGUAACAACAACCACAGCAAAGAGUAGAAAAAGAAACAAAAGAGAAAGAACGAACACUGGGAAACGAGCAACAAUUCAACGAGUGAAUAAUUCCGCCGGAUCACCGCGCGCCGCGCAGCUGUUUAUAUCGUCUACGUUGCUGUUGUUUCUUGCUUGAAAAGCCAUACACAACCGCUGCCAAAGAAGCACAGUCGAGCUUAGUGAGUGAGUAAUCGUCACAACGGAAAAAAUUUUUUUAGUGAAACCCCCACGCUGAGGUGUUAAAAUCGAAUUAAAUCCUAUAGAAACUACACAAAAAUAUAGAAUUCAAUAUAUCUAUUGGAAAUAAGACACAAACAAAAAACUGAAAAAUAUCGGAAAUCGAAUUAAUGUGGUAGCAGUAAGUGCCCUUUCGUUUGCAGUCAUUCAAAGCAUACGAAAAUCAAAAAAGCAAAAAAAUCGCUCCACUACAUUGAAAAGUGCACACCACAGCCCUAAAUUAAAAAAGAAAACAUUAAACGCCGCAAACCAAGCCGUAGAAGCAAUAGCAUUUAAGAUUAGCUGUAGUUGCACAGUCGCAGAAGUGGACAAGUUCCAACUCCCACAAUGGAAUAUAUUUCAGUUGGGCAAAGCGUUAAAAUUAAGCGCACAGAUGGCCGUGUGCACGCCGCAGUAGUGUCGAAAAUUAACGAGUCUGGCAAAUCAAUAACCGUGGAAUGGUACGAACGUGGCGAAACUAAAGGCAAAGAAGUAGAGUUGGAUGCUAUACUGUCGUUGAAUCCGGAAAUCUUACAAGAUCCCGAACCGGAACAAAAUGCAGCGCCUGAACCGAAGAAACAAGCGACUGCGCCCAUGAAUCUUGCACGCAAUGCCACACAAGGCGCAAUCGGACAUCGUACCAAUCGAGCCACCAUCAACGCCACCAGUCUACUCUCAUCGUCCGCUGUUUCUGAACAUUCGGAAAAUAUACCACCACCACCAACAACAGGUAUAGUGCGUUCGCGCACUACUAAUAAUGCAACACGGUUGGCCUCAGCUACCGGCAGUGGCAGCGGUGGUGGCGGUGGCAUUGCUAUGAGUACCAGCGCCGGCAACUCCUCUUCAAUUGCAUCUAGUUCGGUGGCAGGCAAUGUAGGUGCACGGCGUUCCUAUGUUGUUAAAGAAGUUGAACGGCUGAAGGAGAACCGUGAAAAGCGGCGUGCCCGUCAAGCAGAAAUUAAAGAGGAAAAAAAUGCGCUCAUGAAUCAAGACCCUGGAAAUCCUAACUGGGAAACCGCACAAAUGAUACGUGAAUAUCAAAACACCUUAGAGUUUAAUCCACUUGUUGACGGACAAGUCUAUGAGGAUCACCAAAUCACAGUAUGUGUACGUAAGCGACCGCUCAGCCGCAAAGAAAUAACACGGAAGGAGAUCGAUGUUAUUUCUGUGCCGCGUAAGGACACGCUCAUCGUGCAUGAGCCACGCAACAAGGUCGAUUUAACGAAAUUCCUCGAAAAUCAUAAAUUCCGUUUCGAUUACGCAUUCGAUGAUCGCUGCGACAAUGCCAUGGUCUACAAGUACACUGCUAAACCUUUGGUUCAGACAAUUUUCGAUGGCGGUAUGGCGACAUGUUUCGCCUACGGCCAAACAGGUUCCGGCAAAACGCACACCAUGGGCGGUGAGUUCAAUGGUAAAGUGCAGGACUGCAAGAAUGGUAUUUACGCAAUGGCCGCACGCGACGUUUUCACUUAUUUGAAAAGUCCGCGUUAUCGUACGCUCAAUUUGGUUGUGUCCGCUAGUUUCUUUGAAAUCUACAGUGGCAAGGUCUUUGAUUUGCUCUCUGACAAGCAAAAGUUGCGCGUACUCGAAGAUGGCAAACAACAAGUGCAGGUUGUGGGCUUGACUGAAAAGGUUGUCGAUAGCGUCGAAGAAGUGCUCAAACUUAUACAGCAUGGCAAUAACGCGCGUACCUCUGGUCAGACGUCGGCUAACUCCAAUUCGUCGCGUUCGCAUGCCGUUUUCCAGAUUGUCUUGCGUCCGCCAGGUUCAACUAAAAUACACGGCAAAUUUUCAUUUAUCGAUUUAGCUGGCAAUGAACGUGGCGCCGACACAUCAUCUGCUAAUCGUCAGACACGUAUGGAAGGCGCCGAAAUUAACAAAUCACUACUCGCGUUAAAAGAGUGUAUACGUGCUUUGGGCAAACAAUCGGCACAUUUGCCAUUCCGUGUUUCGAAGUUGACACAAGUAUUGCGCGAUUCAUUUAUUGGCGAGAAGAGUAAGACGUGCAUGAUAGCGAUGAUAUCGCCCGGUUUGAGUUCAUGUGAACACACGCUAAAUACACUACGCUAUGCGGAUCGCGUUAAGGAGCUUGUGGUCAAGGAUAUGCCAGAUAUGAUGCGCGAAGGUGAUGGUGAGCAUGCCAUAAUGGAGGAGGACGAAGAUCAAAUGGUCGUACAGAAUAAUCGUUCGCAUAAUCAUAACAUUAACAACAAUAACAAUAAUAACAAAAACAAUGGACAGAUAUCGGAGAACGAUUUGGCGUUGUUGCGGUCACUAAGUGAACACGACAUGUCAGACGAGUUGCUGGUGCAACACGCAGCCAUUUCCGAUUUGCAACAAACCGAAGAAAUGGUGGUGGAUCAACAUCGUUUAGUCAAUGAUUUUCUCUCACAAUUUUUGCCCGAAUCAUUGCGACUCUAUGAUCUAACAAAUUACGUUGAUUAUGAUCAGGAUGCCUAUUGUAAGCAGGGUGAGGCGCUUUUCACACAACUUGCCGAACUGGCAACCAGUUGUCGAGACUUGAUGGCCGAUUUUCGUGCCAAAAUGGCCAAGGAAGAGAUGUUAUCUUGUACCGUUAAACCGACUGGCGGCAAGCGUUAGACGCACAGUUGAUAUGUGGCAAAAAGUGCACCAUUUAGAAAAAUAACAGCAACAAUAACAGCAGCAAAAACAUAUAUAUAUAUAUAAAUGUAUUAAUAUAAAAGAAGAUAUUUGUCAUCCAGCAAGCAAGCAUAGCGGUGCUGUAUGGAUAGCAACAAGGAAUUAAGAGGAGAAUAAUCAAUUAUGAUGUUUAACAACAACAGCAACAACAAUAUGUAGGCGCAACAACAGCAGCAAUUUAAUGAUUAUACUUAUAUAGAGAUAAACUAUGAAACAAACAAAAUACUCCUUACAUCUAACGCACCCACAUUACGAACACAAAAAGCGAAAAAGGAAACAAAACAAAAAACUAUAUUUGUACACCCUAUUCCAGUGGCAAGUAACAAACGUGAUAGGCAUAAAAGUAAAUUGUGGUGUUUUGCAUAUAAGAAAAAACAUAAAACGCUCACAUCUGCAACCACAUCACCGCAUCCAAACAUUUCUUUUGAAAAUCAUCAGCAGUUGCUUGCAACAGCCAUCCUCAUCGUAAGUUUACUGAUAUUCACCACGCACAGCUGGCUGCCCAAACCAGUUAUUCAUACAUACAUGCAUAUUAACUUUUCCACAUGCAUCCUACGCUCAUGCUCAUACUCAGUCACUCAUUUCUGAACACAAACACACAGACACACACACACGUGCCCAUUUCGGCAAAUCUACGCGGGCGCUGUUAACGCUGUAUACGCGUAGACGUUGAUUUAAUGUUGAUGAUAAUGAUGUUGAAGUUGAAUAUGCUUAUUAUAAUUUUAAUAAUAAUUUUUCGUCUUUUACCUUUCUAAGCUAUUUAUUUUUUUGAAUUAAAAUUGUUUAUACAUAUACAUAGAUACAUACAUACUUGCAUAGCUUCAAACGCGCAAAAUGCAAAAAAAAAAAAUUAAAAGCUUGAAACUAAGGAAUUUUUUUUAUCUGAAUCCAAGUAUUAUAGUAUGCGUUUUUGUCCCCUCAACGUUGUUGUAGUAUAAGUGUCAGUGCGCUGUGGCACAUAAAAAACGUUUUACGCGUAUAAUGUUUACAUAUACGCGCAAAAAUAGUGAAGACUUUGUCAAAAAGUAGUUACAAAAAAGCAUUUAAUUGCAGCAAAAAAUGUUACGAAAAUAGCUCAUAAAAAACAAAAAAAAUCUAAAAAACUUGCCAACUCAGUAAUUAAAAAUAUAGUUUUCAAAAUCUAAAAACUUUUAAAAUUCCAACACAGUGAUUAAAUUAAUUUCAAAAUCUAAUCUUAAAAAAAAUUUGUUUUAAAAAUAGCUAAAAAGAAUAUUCUUUUAUUUAAAUUGCACAGUUAUUUUUGGUUAAUAUUUUUUUUUGUUUUAAUUAAAUUAAUUUUUUUUAGUUUUAAUAAAAUUAAUUUUCUUAUUGUUCUUAAUAAAAUUGCGAAAAUAUUUUUUUGAUUUACAUCAAAGUCCAAACCGGUUUUUCAAAAUUAGCAGCAAAUAUAUUGUUUCGAAAAAAGCCUUGUGUGUAUAAAACAAAAAUCUAAAACUAAAUUGCUAACAAAGUUAUUAAAAAUGUAGUAUAUUUUCAAAACCUAUAUAUUUAAAACUAACUUAAUUUCAAAAAUUGCUUAAAAUUAUAUAUUUUUUCAAUGUGACAUUUUUUUUUAAACAAAUUGUUAAAAUAUUCCAAUAAAAUUACAAAAUAAUUAUUUGUUUUUUUUUAUUAAUAAAUUUACCAAAUAAUUUUUUGUUUUUUUUUUAAUUAAUUUACCAAAUAAUUUUUUGUUUUUUUUUUUUAAUAAAUUUACCAAAUAAUUUUUUUUUUUAAUAAAAUUACUACUUUUUGAAUGAAAUUACUAAAAUAAAGUAAGCAAUUACUAUAUUUUAUCAAAAUAAAUUUCUAAAGUAUUUAGUUUUUAAUAAAAUUAAUAAAUUUUAAUUACGAAAAUCAUGUGUGGUUUACAACAAAACCGGUUUGGAUAAUUUUUUUUGCUUUUUAUUUUUUUUUUUUUUAAUUAAUGGAUGGCUUCUGUCGCUGUUUCAUCCCAUAAAUGUAUUAACCAACAGCAUUAAAAAUAUAAAUACCUGCAUACAUACAUAUGUAUGUAUAUGCAAUAAUAUUAAAGCCUCUACAUUUUGCAUUUGUUAAAUACGUAUAAUAUUUAUUUUUUUGUACUUCGCCAUGUAAACAUUCUGUACAACGAACCGCAAUCACACACACACACUCAAACACAUACAUAACGUUCAGCAUGCAUAUUAACCAAACGUUCUUAUUGUUGAAAUAAUUUCUUUAGUUAAAAAUUUUUGAAAAUCGUUUCUUUAUACGCACAUCUCUUCCACUAUUCGGUUCUCCUCCUUGUUCCGUUAACUUCCGCUCACUUCCCAUACAC